UUCUUGUGAUGGAAAUGAGAGAACGGAAGAGAAACCCAGUGUGAUCUCCAGAGGGCGCAUACAGUGCAGUGCCACUGUGCACACUGUGUGCUGCUCUCACUGAGGCUCGGACUGAUCCGGCUGCAGCAGGAUGACAGACAGCGGGGAGUGUGCCUUGCUUCGCGGCUGCGGGCAGAGAUGGCGUCCUGGUGCCGGUGAAUAAGCAGAAAAACAGAGCGGAGGGAGGGGAGAGGGGAGAGGGAUGCGGGAGACGGAAGAUGAGACGCUGCAUCAUUUAGAGCAUCACAUGGCAGAAGAUCACUCUCCGGCGCUCUGUGGAUCUUUACGGAUGUCUAUUGUUCUUUUUCUUCCAUGAGAUCUGAAGCAGCGCUGUGAUCCCUCGGAGGGGAGGCGGUGGGGGCUUGUUGUCUACCUCAGCUGUUUCUCCCUCCGGCCGGCGGGGCUCUCUGCUGCUCAUCCGACGCAGGGAGAGGGAGGAGAGGGCAGACGGAGGGAGGGAGGUGAGGGAGGUGAGGGGCGACGAUGGCUGCCGGUGGAGCUGGAUGCGGGGAAACGGUGGAACAAUGCCGGGCCGAGGUGGAGCGCCUGACCCGGGAGCUGGCGGAGGCCAACCGCGAGAAGGUCCGGGCGGCGGAGUGCGGGCUGGUGGUCCUGGAGGAGAACCAGAGCCUGAAGCAGCAGUACGCAGACCUGGAGGCCGAGCAGGAGGGGCUGAGGCUGGAGCUGGAGCAGCUGCAGGAGGUGGGCUCGGCAGGGGCGUUCGGCCAAGCCUACUCCACCCAGCGUAAGGUGGCAGAAGAUGGGGAGACCAACGAGGAGACACUGUUGCAGGAGUCCGCCACCAAGGAGGCCUACUACAUGGGGCGCCUCCUGGAGCUCCAGUCGGAGCUGAAGCACAGCCGGUCCACCGCCUCCAAUGCACAGGCUGACAACGAACACCUAAGCACGCUGCUGCAGGAGCUGAGGGAGCAGAGUAAUGAGAUGUUGGAGCUGCAGCGCAGCCGGAUGCGAGAGGAGAUCAGGGAGUACAAGUUUCGUGAGGCGCGGCUGCUCCAGGACUACACUGAGCUGGAGGAGGAGAACAUCUCUCUGCAGAAACUGGUGUCAACACUCAGACAGAAUCAGGUGGAGUAUGAAGGCCUGAAGCAUGAGAUCAAGGUCCUGGAGGAGGAGACAGAGGUCCUCAAUAGCCAGCUACAGGAUGCGCUGCGUUUGAAAGACAUCUCAGAUGGCCAGCUGGAGGAGGCGCUGGAGUCUCUGAAGAGCGAACGCGAGCAGAAAAACCACCUGCGCAGGGAGCUGGUCCACCACCUGAGCAUGUGUGAUGUGGCCUACACUGGCAGUGCCCACCUGACAUUCACCUCCGCCCCGCCAAGUGGCAGCGCCACCCCGACCACUCUGCUCUCCCCGAAUGCAGAAGAGCCAACGAGGUGUAACGGCCACCUCCAGGGUGGGACUGGAGCGGGGACAGCUCCUGGGUCUGUGCCCAGGGCUAAUGGAGAGUACCGAGGGACGGGUCGGAAAGCUGAUGGGACGGUGACAUCGGACCUCUUCAGUGAGAUGAACCUGACGGAGAUCCAGAAACUCAAGCAGCAGCUGAUGACGGUUGAACGUGAGAAAGCAGCACUGAUGACCAGCCUGCAGGAGUCCCAGACUCAGCUCCAACACACCCAGGGGGCCCUAACUGAGCAGCAUGAGAAGGCCCUCCGUCUUAGCCAGAAAGUCAUUGUCCUCCGCCGCUUACAUAGACGGGCCCACCCCAACCAGGAAGCCCACGCCAGUGCCACCUCUCAGCUCAACCAUGAGGCCCUGAUGGAGCUGGACAGGUAUGAGGAAGAGGCUGAAGAGGAAGGAAGAACUGAGGAGGAUAAGAGUGAGACACUGAACAAAAGUCAGGUAUUUGCAUACCAGACGCCAGGUCUGGAGAUCAUGCAGUGCAAGUACCGUGUGGCUGUGACAGAGGUGGUGGAGCUCAAGGCAGAGGUGAGAGCCCUCCAUGACCGACUGGCUCAGUGUGCAGCGGGAGCAUUGGAGGAGAAGCCAAGGCGAAAUGGUCAGCUCCUGAAGUUGGAAAGGCAGGUCGCCUCAUUAGAGAAGAGUUGCAGGGAGGGACAGGAGAAGAUGUCUAGCCUGGAGUUGGAGUUGCAGGCAGCUCAGUCAGCAGCCAGUGAGAGCCAAGGGGCGUUGAACGCAGCUCAGGAUGAGUUGGUGACGCUGAGUGAGGAGCUUGCCCAGCUGUACCACCACGUCUGUCUGUGCAACAAUGAGACGCCCAACCGUGUCAUGCUGGACUACUACAGACAAGGCAGAGGGCUCAGGGGCCUCAGUGCCAGUCUUAAAGCCAUGUCUUCGGACAACAGCAAAGUUCUCCUUACACCACGCCUCGCCAGGCGGCUGGCCGCUGUCGCUUCGACCACUUCAUCUCCUGGGCAGUCGCGGAGCCCCUCGGAGUCUCCAUCCAAGGAGCCCCUGUCUAGGGAGGGUGGGAGAGAGGAGAAGGAGCUGGACAGAGAGGGCCUCCAGGUGCCAUCUGAGCAGAGCCUGCCGCCCUGCACGCCUCCGACCCGCUCGCCCAGCAUCAGUGCCUCUUCAUCAUCGUCGUCAUCGUCAUCGCCUGCCCUGGAGCCAGCUGGUGAGCUGCGCAGGGAGCCCAUGAACAUCUACAACCUCAACGCCAUCAUUAGAGACCAGGUGAAGCACCUCCAGCGGGCGGUAGACAGGUCUCUGCAGCUGUCCAGACAGAGAGCUGCGGCCAGGGAACUAGCCCCUCUCCUGGACAAGGACAAGGAGAGCUGCAUGGAGGAGAUCCUGAAGCUCAAGUCUCUGCUCAGCACCAAGAGAGAGCAAAUAGCCACCCUCAGACUGGUGCUCAAGGCUAACAAACAGACGGCAGAGGGGGCUCUGGCCAACCUGAAGAGUAAGUAUGAGGCGGAGAAGUCCAUGGUGACUGACACCAUGAUGAAGCUGAGGAACGAGCUGAAGGCCCUGAAAGAGGAUGCUGCCACGUUCUCCUCUCUGCGGGCAAUGUUUGCAACCAGGUGUGACGAGUACGUGACCCAGCUGGAUGAGAUGCAGAGGCAGCUGGCUGCAGCGGAGGAUGAGAAGAAGACUCUGAACUCCCUCCUGCGGAUGGCCAUCCAGCAGAAACUGGCCCUCACCCAGCGCCUAGAGGAUUUGGCCUUCGAUCAAGAGCAGACCCACCGCACUCGUGGGAGCAGGCUGACCCGCAGGAAGACCAGCACCCCCAAAGUAAGUCCCCCGGCCUCCACUUCGGCCUCCAAUCUAGCCCAAGACUCCACUUCAUCUUUGGCCCCCGUCAGCAUCACCCUUUCAGGCCUUACUAGUCCUACGUCAAUGCUUCCCAAUGAUCCCACUGCGCCCCUUAGCCCCUCUGUGGUCAGUGCAGCUGCUGCAGCUCUGGCUUCAGCUCUCACCUCUCCUACGUCACACGUACCCCCUCGCAGUCCAUCAUCCCCAGCGGUUGCCUCAUUAGCUGGCCCUCCAGCACCAGAGAGCCCCCCAUCUCUGGAGGCCCCAUCCUCUCCCUCGGCGCGGACCCCGCCCUCAACCCCUCUGAGGCUGGCUCACUCCCAGUGGACCCUGGGGCUGCGAACGUUUGUGGUUGACUCCCACAGUUUCAGUGUCAACAUCUCCCCCGCUCUGCCCCGUAGCUCUGGCCUCUCCAGGCCCUACACCCCAGACUCUCAUGCCUCUCCCCCUUCCACCUCCUCCACCACCACCACCAGGCACUCCCAGCCAGGAUCUGCCCCCUCCUCUCCCUACCGUUCCCCUACUCUGGGGCUCAGGCGCUCCACGUGGAGCCCCUCACUCCGAACUCGGCCCUUGUCCACCCUGACACGCUCUUCUGUCCUCCACACUCCUUACUCCUCCUCCCACUCCCCAUCUUCCUCCCACAGUUAUUCCCCUACCUACUAUAGCUCCUCUCCUGCUUUUACCCCCUCUAGCUCCUACCUCACCUCUGGCACCUCCACCUCCUUCAGCCACUCCACUCACUACACCCCCCUCUACCCCAGAUACUUCAGUUCUUAUCGGCCCCGGCACUGAUGUCCUACUGUAAGUCCUUUACUAGAAGCCCUUUGAAGGCUUUUCCACCAGGCUCCUUAUUGACACCAAAACUGCAACUCUCAUCAUCCGUCUCUUUUUGUCACCUGAGAGAGUGCAGGCUCACAGAGAGGAGGACAGAGUGGUUUCCUGUUUCCCAGUUCCUGUUUUCCUGUGCCUAAGCUUUGGCCAAUGGGUUCUGAAUGUUCAGUGACUUUGCUCAGGGAUUUGACAUAAGGAGCACAAGCGGCCCCGCCUUCCUUUUAUUCUGAGGCUGCUGAUUGGUCUACAGGAGGAUGUUAAUAGAGACUUUUUAAUGAGAGUUUUUAGCAUUUAGGUUCUUCAGGUUGAGACCACACAUGCAUGGAAGUGAUUAAAUCGCAGAGACAUUCAGACAUUGACUGGACACUUGGCGGACGCUUUCAUAGAUUUGAAUGAGGGCCAUGACACAUUAAAUACUGUCCUCUAUAUUCAAUGUAAUAUCCACUCUGUUUUAAAUGGUAGUGAGUCUCAUAUACUGUAUACACAAACACUGUAAACCACAUGUCUUUCAGUGCAAGCAUUCUCCUUUGUUGAUGAGGUACUUGGAUGCUUAAGGGUUCAGUAUGAUUCAAACUAAGUGUUGUCCGAACAUGUCUGAAGGCAAAAGUAUACCCGUUUUGGAUGGUCACACACAAAGGUGGGGUAAGAUGUCUGUUGUCCAAGAGAGGGGUGAGACCAAUAAUCUGUCCUGUGAUGGUGAUACUCAUGUGAAUAAUGUGUUUGACAUCUACGCACUUGGGCCAAAGCCAAAGGUGACUUCUUCAAAUGUCUUGUUUGGCCCAGAACCCAAAGAUAUUAAGUUUAUUGUCAAAAAGGACUAACAAAACCAGAAAAUAUUCACAUUUGAAAAGUUUAAAGAGUUUGAGAGGCUCUUCGGCUUUCCAACAAGAACUAAGAUUGAAGCAUACUGACUCCUUUAGUGUUUUAGCUUUGAUUACACUCUAUAAUCUAUCUCUCACACGCACUUGAAUGAUGAGACAGCUGUGGACAAGGACUGAUGAACUAUGGUCAUUGGUACGCACUGUAUAUUUUCUGUCACACUUUCCAAAAAGAAACCAUCAGAGCACCUCAAUGAGUAUCCUUCAUCUCUUGUCCAGGGUUGUUGCCAUCAGCAGCUCAACCUUUAGCAACUUUUGUCCAUCUCUAGCACCACCCAGUGGUUUGUUCUUAUAUAGCCAUGUACACAGCUAUGCAUGUUCACGUUUGGAUGCUCUUAUACUGCAAACUUCCUUCCCCUUCCACAUGAAAAAUUGAUCUGAUAGAGGUGCAGGCUGUAUGGAAUGUCGUGUCAGGGAAGAACUUAUGAGAAGGAGGAAGGGAGGUGGAGAGCACUCAAACAUGGCAUAUGACCAGUGUAGGAUUAGCUAAAUACCAUAGUCUAGUCAUUGUACAAAGAAGCAACAUGACUUGGAGUUAUUUUCUGGGAUGUAUCUCAAUAGUCUGAAGUUGUUUUCUCCUAGUUUCUUAUUUGAACCUGCUUUAAGUAUAUCAACUAUUUAAAAGCCCUGCUAAAAUAAAAAAUUCUCCCCCAGAAACCUGACAAAUAAAAAUUUCCUCCAACAUAUCACCCAUUAGUUACAGCAGGGUGCAAGUUUGAGCAACAGUUAGCAACACACUGGAGGGGAUUAAUCUUUCAAUAAUUUGCAAAUUACUUAAUUUGGUCCAAGUUCAGUUUCCACGCAAGUUAAGACCUGAACCCUUGUGCAAAUCGGCCUCUUUCUCAUUCUUUGCUCAUUUUUAAACCCUAAACCAGACUGUUGUCUCUUGCUGUUCCUAUUUGCUUACUACAGAUGACUUAUUUGUUAUUUGAAACAAAUUCAGAAUCCAGCAAUUUUGUAACCACAUGCUGAAAUUAGGGAAUUUACUCAACAAACAGGUGAUUCAGAAAGUACAACCACAUGACCACAUGACUUAGUAUCUUUAUAUCCACACAGUGGUAAUUCAAGACUAUUCUGACUCACCAUCAUACUGACUUCAGAGUUGGUAAACUCACAACGUAGCACCCUAUUGUGCCUAUGAGGCCAUCUGCAGAGGUUCGUCCUGUAACACAGAAGGAAUGUAUUCAGGUUAUGUGAAGGCUUGUUCACGGCACUGCACCAAACUCAGGGAAAGUGACGCACCUCAUUCAAACUGGAAUGAGUCAACAACCAAACCAGAAUGACUACUGACAUAACAAUGUUUUGAAUGAGAGAGAAGAUCUCCUAAAUUAGAUUUUAGAUAGGUUCUAGUCAAGUUAAAGAAAGGAAUUCUGAAAUUGUAAGAAAUUUGCUUCUUACCCAGACUCACACGAGAAGACUGAUAUCAAUUUCAUCUGACUGUCCAGUGCAGAGAUAGGCCUGGGGUUUGUGUAGCCUAGCUUACAUAGCAAAAAUGGUCUGGCCAAUCGGCGGUCCACACAGCCCCCUUACACUCGGCCCAAAGGCGGCAAUGAAUUACUGUUCACUGGUGGUCCAGAUCUGACCCAUGACAUAACCAUACCUCAGCCAACUGUAUAACCAACCCUAUUCUGGCCCUAUUUUGGACCAGACAAGUUUAAAGUUUUUGUUUGUUUUUGGCAAUGGUUUACAAGUGUUUUAGGUAUUUCCGCUAUACACUAGCUGUCAGAAAUUCCUGAUAUCUUUGACACAGAAUUAGAACUAAGACAGUCGUGAAUGUUUUUUUCCACUCUGUGGCCCAUAAUUAUGGUCUGCGCGAUAUGGACCAUAAAUCUGAAUACACCUUCCAGGAACUCUUCUGUUUACCCAUCAUUAGCUAGCAAGCUGUAGUCACCAGUACAUCCAAACCUCUGCACUGGAAUCACAAUUGAUGGUGAUCUUCUCAUUUGACUGGAGUUGACAGCAAACAAAUUUCUUAAAAUUCUUUUUUGAUGUGAUUUGAACUGUUGGCUAAUAUCAUAUCUGAGAUCCUACCAGUUCAGCACACAUGAGACCAUAUUCCCUGUGUCUGUGUGUGCCUUACAAAGCCUAUUAUACAGUACCUACACAGUGUAGCCUAAUAACAAUGCCUGUCUGGAAUUCUUUUUAAAAUGUGCUUUCUUCAAUUUUUAUUUCCACACCUGCACCUCAGGCUAAACUGCUGGUUUUGUGUGUAUUUGUUUUUGGCUUGGAUUUCUUUCAGUUGGGUGGAAACUGACUCAUCAAAGUCAGACAAUAGUUGUUACUGUUAGUAGAUAUAUUUGAGUGCUGUCCAGAAUACUUACUUGGCAAAUACUUGCCCAAGUCCCUUUCAACUUUUCUCCAAAGUUCACCGUCCCUUCCACUUUUGCAUCAUUGGAUGGAACCUUUAAUCUGUACUUUCCUGUUUCUUUCCUUAUCUAUUAAUUAAGGCUGUCUGCUGUCUAUUGACAUUUGUCUAACACUGUUAAUGGGUGCACCUUCUUCACGACAACACACACGUUUUUCAAUAUGCAACAUGGGGCAAAAACUCAUUUGACAGCACCUUUAUUUUCUAGAUUUCUGAUUGGCUCCUUUGAAAGUAGUCUUUGCCCUGAUGGGCUCACAUAUUGCCAUUAUUUUUUUUCUACUGUAAACAAUCUAGUUUGAUCUAGUUAGUUCUGUAUGCUACCACUUGCUCAAUGAUUUAUUAUUGGCAAAUAGUGACAGAAGCAUAACAACAAAAUCUUUUAGACACACAGAGUUGGACUGGAUGUUCAUUUACUAAGGCCCUCCCUGAUCUUUAAAUCUUUGCUGCACUCACAGUCAGCACUAAAGCUGAUCAAUUUAUUUGAAGCCAGGCCUGGAUGUAAUUUCAAUCAGAUAAUUAGCAAGACAUUUUCAUAACUUCACUUAUGGGACACACCAGUGGUCCUUGUUUACACUAUUUAGUACAAAUUGCAUAUUUUACUGUGACCCUUUUCUGAAGAAUGUAUGGUUUCAGAUUUUUUUAUGAUUUUCUUCCCUCUAAACUAUCAGCCUUUAUUUCCCACUGCGUGAAAAUUAUCAUAACUGAUUAACAAAAAAGUUACUUGAAACUUCCUAGUCCUGAUCUACAAGUGCCAUACUACAUAAUGGUAUACAUAGGUAUAUAAUCUCUGUCUCCUGGAAACAUGGCACUACAGUUAUUGAGCAGCUCAUAAGCAUAAGUUAUUAUGGGAAGAAUGUUAAAAAUAACAAGCUAUUUCAUCAUAGGAAAUAUCAUCAGCCACCUAGGUGUGAAACAAUGUCAGGCAGGUGCAAGUAAAAAAAAGAAAUAUGUGAUUUACCUUGAACAAUAAAGGUCUCCUUUCUUACAGUCUAUAUAAACCAUGUAAACCUAUUGUGACAUCACCAAUUUGUUUGUGGUAUACCGUUUUGAAGUCUUGAGUUCGGCAAUAUGGUUGCGCCAUGUUGGUUUUUUACAGCAAGUAGCAGUGACGUACCGCUAGUUGAGCUGCUCUCCUUGGCUGCUAUUAGUUGCGACCACAGCAAAAAACAAUGGCAGCUCGUCUGGUCACACACCAUCUUGUAUUCCAGAUAAACAGUACACUAAAAUAUGUUUGUGAAAAGAUUUGAGGCAAAAAAUUAUCAAUGCAGUGACAGAAUCUUGAUUCAUAUUUGAUCAUCACUGCCUAGUUUGAAAGUUUGAUCUGAGUUUGGUGCGUUGAGCUGGACAGACUCACUGAGAAUGACUUGUCAAUCACAAGGUAGCCACGCCCUAAAGCAUAACCUGCUUUAUUGUCUGUUUUACUCUAAAUGGGACCAUAUUUUACUAAAUGAACAUCAUGCUGUAUGGAAAAAGACUGAAACUAGAGAUUGAGACCAUAAACUCAUUAGGAAACUGUUUACUGAGACAAUAAAUCAAGUCAGAAGUCGGCUUAUUUUUCAAUAAAACUCCAUACUAUCAGACUAUUUUUUUUUUGUUGCAGCCCUUGGAGCUCCCCUCGCUGGCUAUCACAAAGAAUGCAGACUUCUGCAUUGGCCUCACUUCCUUCAUUUCAGAUCCAGAAGUUCUGUCCACUAAUUUUAUACUGUCAGUGUCACUGACUGGAGAGCUGCUCAGCAGCAGUGUGUUCAGUGCUGCCACUAGUGGCUGGAAGUUAUUUUAUACCAAUUCCAAUAAAUAAAAUGGUUCCCCAGAAAAAAGAGAGACCUUUCUCAGUCGUGGGUAAAUCCAGUUUUUUUUUUAUGACUUAAAUAGUUUUUUCCCUUUAUAUAGGCAAUAUGAUGAGUUUAUUUAUAGCCUUUUCAAAUCCCACAAGCUGCUUAGUACCUGAAAUUACCCUGUUCCAGGAGACAGUGAUGAAGGACAUCAUGUCACAAUUAAUUUCUUGUCAGUUACAUUGUUGCUCUGUGGUAAUGCAAAAAACUUCAAGUUGAUGUUUAAAACAGUAGUAAACAAAUAAUGGUCUGGGAAGUAGGGAAAACAUUUUAAAAUGUAAAAUACCACAGUGAGAUUUUGAAAUUUGUCAGCAGUAAUGUUGAUGAGUUUUAUUGGGCUAGAUCAUGGUCCCUUAAUGACCACUAAUAACACACCCCGCAGCCAUGUGAAAUUGGUCCCAAACCAUCAAUGCUUUAUGAAAAAGAUCUGAUGUAUUUGUUGUUUGAGAUAUUGUUAAUCCAGUUGAAAAGCUUUUGGUACAUAUCUUAUUGUCUGCUGUUAUUGUGUCAGCUAGUCAGCAAUACUGCAAGAUUAUCACUCAGACAGACUAAUAUUUUCUAUAUUAUGGUAUAUUUACUCAAAUGGACAUCCAAGAUUUUAUUAGUUGAGGAAAAGUCAAGACAAUUCAAAAGUGGACUUAAAUAGAAGGAAUAUUAACAUUUUGUGUGGGUGUAACUUGUAUUUUGGCUGAGGUAAAAUAAGGAAACCAUUGUGAUCUCCUCUCUGUGAUACCCUUGCUCUGUCCAAAGAGACAUACAACUCACACAAACACAUCUCCCUGUUCUCCGCCAACGUAUGCAAAAGUUUGAUUAAGAGAAAAUGUAAGCAAUGAGAGACAACCUGAAGCCUGUCAAAUGUCGUUUUCUGCCCCAUGGUACACCUACUGGAAUGAAUGUGCGGUUCCAUGUAUAUGCUGUUGUACAGUAAACUGUGGGUGUUCUCUCAGAUGGGACCCAAAGGAAAAGGUUUCAUGCAAUAGGCAAAUGGUAAAGUUGAUACCUUUGCCAGCUUGGCUGGAGUUUGAUUGGUGUACUAUUGGCAGCCACCUCUGGAGAGAAUGAUAUGGUGAAAUAUUCUCCACAGGCUGAAUAAAUGUAAAGCAGUGUUGGAGAGAAAGGUUUUUAUUCAGUCUGAAAAUGUUCCAUUAACGCUUUGACGCAAAUAGCACACUUGCUGUGUGUUCUUGAAGAUGCUGACCUUAUUUUAGCAAAAUAUAAGGAGUUUUUCCAUACAGACAUUCCAUAAAGCAAAAGAGAGAAAUCAUCUUCUUGGUUAGUUAUGACUAUAGUGGCACAGAACCAAAGAACAGUAGUUUGUCAGAAUAUGAGUCAGUGGUGAAACUGAGUGGUAUAAGUGAAGAUCUGACUAAAGCAUGGACAUAUUCCUUUCUUAGUUUGUGACUGUAGUAGUUAAAUAUCUUGGAAGAGCUCUAGGCUAGAAUCAAUACACCAAGAUUGCAGUGGCAACAUAGGGGGUCCUCUCAAGGUUGGUCUGUCAAUGGAAGAAACUUAAGCUGUCUUCGCCAGUGCCUAAAUUGGUACAAAAAAGGUGCCAGUACCCUAAUUCAGUACCGUACCCACGACAUACCCUAACCCAAAUUGUUUUACUUUUAUCCAUUGUCAGCACUGGGUUCUCAGCAUUUAGCUAGAUUUACUAGACCCUUGGUCUAACACCUCACUCUUCAUGCCUAAACCUAAACAACCAUACCAACAAAGGUAAAUAACGCUUGCCAAUCAGAGGCAGGGUCUUGGCAGAAUGUCGAAUGGAAGCAAAGUCAAAUGCAGGUGUUACACAGGUAUUUAGGUGUGCAUACCUACACUUAUCAGGAAGUACUGGUACUCAUGGGGACAAGGGGGUGCUGGUGCUCAGUACUGGUAAGUACUGUCCCAUUUCAGGCACUGGUCUCCACUCAAAAAGUGCCAAAUAUUUUGUAUAUAUAUAUAUAUAUUGAAAAUAAGUUUGUGCCAAUUUAGGUGGAUUUUUGGCCAUGAGUGCUGUAAUGGUAGCUAAAAUUACUUAAUCCAUCACACUGAAUAAAGUAGAAGUAAAAACCAAGAUUGUUCUCACCAUUGGCAGUUGUUCUCUUCAGCAGGCCAGGUGUGAUACUGCAGUAGUAUAGGGUCAAAUUGAGAACAGUGAGAACUCCAAGCUUCUGUUGCAGAAGAAACAGACAGAAAAUAUCUGUCAGAACACAAAUGACUAAAAAAUCCAGCCCUGUAAUCUUGCUCAACAGUACAGAAUGUAGACAAACAUUGCUAGAUUGGUCAUAGACGUAUUAUACCUUUUUAAAAUACGAUGUAAAAUUGCUUACUUAACAAACAACAUUCCCCACAAGCCCAGGACUGUGAGAGACUGUGGGCUUCCUCUCAGACAAAUCUAAGAAAAAGCCCCCCUGCCACAUAGAUAAAUAAUAAACUCCCCCACAACUCUCAUAAACCAUAAGGGGCAUGGCUAGGUGCUACGUCAUCAUAUCCAAAAAGCCACUUCCGUGUCCAUUCGCUUCGGAGUAUUAGGGCCAUACUAAGUGAAAAAAAUUAUUAUUUUUGGUGGAAAAAUCACGAAAUUAUGAGAAUAAAGUCAUAAUAUUACGAAAAUAAAGUCAUAACUGUUUAACGACAAAAUUAUGAAUACGUUAUCUUACCUGUCGACUGUAUGGUACGACUGAGACAAACAGCGGCUGCUGGGCUCAGACUGAGGCUGCUGUUUGGUUGAAGUGCUCACAUCAGAUCUUGAUAACUCUAUCGAAGCCUUUCUCUCAUUAAAAUGACUUUUUUUCUUGUAUUAUUAUUACAUUAUUCUCGUAACAUUACAACUUUAUUCUCGCAAUAUAAUGACUUUAUUCUCGUAAUUUCCCCCCAAAAAAAGUAGUGCAGUGCUGUAUCCCGUGUUGCAAUAACAGAAACGACGUGAACAAAACGAUCUCUUAUUGCCGAUUUCCCCUCGAUGAAAAAGAGAAGAAGAGAUGGCUGAAGUCGGUUUGUUUUGGGUGCCGGGGCCCUCUUCAGCACUUUCCCUGUUAGACUUCCACCUGACAUUGAACUGACUGUUAUUACCCUAUUGGAAUUAUAGGAGUUUUUGAACAGACUUUGGGAUGUCAGUAAAGUAGGCUGUCACUGUAUAAUAGGUGACCAGUUCCUGUGCUGUAGCCAUUGUUGUUUACGUGACCUAAAAAUGCUAAUGGACACAGAAGUGAUUCCUAACGAUUCCUUACGUCACACUAGCCAUCCCCACAACUAAUCAUGGAUGUAUUAAUAUGCUAUAUCCUUGUACAUUUAACACUGAACCCAAAAGGCAGACACUUGACAAGUAGAUAUGGAGAUAAAACAAGUUAUUUUUAUUUAAUGUACAAGCAGGACUGGUGGAAUGUGAGAUGGUGCCUGGCUGGAUGUUGAGGCUGUGAUGAGGAUGAGUUAUCCAGGGGAGGCUCAGCAGAGGGAAACCCAGGGAUGAUAGCUGGAAUCUGAACUGGUAGAACACAAAGUAAAAACUAACUAGACUGAUUGGCAAACUAAACCACUGUAGCUUCAGAGCAGGAAGCAUAGCACAACCGUGAGUGGAACUAAGAUCUGGCAGGGAGUGGCUGUGAGUGCAGAGUUCUUGAAGACAGUGGUGAUUGCUUAAUGGCAGGCAGGUGUGCAGAGAGCACAGAACUAGGAGCCAGAGUGAGGAAGGAGACCACACCCAUACACAGGGCACAACAAGAACAGCACAGGGAAACAGAGGGACAGCCAUGGCCAUGACAAACUAAAUAUUACAGGAAAGGUUUAUUUUAAAUAACACAUCAGUAAUCUCAUAUAUUUUCAUUAUAAAUCUUGAAUUCUUUUGAUAAUAUAUGUUUUUAAAUUAAUUCAUUUAAUUUUGGAAAAACAAGAUACCUCCAUGUACCACUAGAAGGCACUUGUGUACCACCAGUCCUACACAUACCACAGAUCGAGAACCAGUGUGAUAAAAUGUGUAUAAGUAACUCCUGGAACAUGUACUGAGUUACAGGAGUUAGAACAGUUAAACAGUGAGGUGACAUAAGCUCUCUCCACUCCUUGUCAGCAUUGGCAGUAGUGAGGAAGAGGAACUGCAAUCUAAUUAGGGUUUGAGUAACACCAAGAGUCAAAAUUAUCUCUAGCACCACUAUCUUUGAUUGGAAUCAGUUGCCGUGUUCAGAUUGGAAUUUUAAAUACAUCCAUGAUGACAUUAACAGUCCAACGAUGAGGAGCCCAACCUACCUAAGGAAAAUAAACCACUUAGGCUCUCUCUGCAGGGCUUACGUUGCAAAGUACUGUAGUUAUCUUCCUUUUUGCCUUCUGGUCUAAUCUUGCUUAGUCAGAGAAAGGGGCUUUGAGGCUCCAACCCUUUUUUUAUGAAAUGUCUGUCAAGCUAAAACUCCAAUCUUCUUUCACUAUCACGCUGCGACACUGACCAUAUCACACAACACUAUAGAAUGACACUUUUGUUUCAUUGUGAUCAAACCUUUCUUGCUGGGAGUUGUGUCCCAGUGUACUGUAAGCAGCACCUUUAAGCUAACACCCCGCUGCGCAAACAUCCAGACUGUUAAAUGUCAUAUGUGUCCGAUGCCUGUUCGCUGUCUGACCACUUUAAAUGCACGUGUACAUACCAAGUAUUUUAAAGCUUUAACUGUACAGUGUUAUGUUAAUAUAUACUGUAAAUAUCUAUGAAUGAA
Messenger RNA from Dicentrarchus labrax (European seabass), 13855 nucleotides. RefSeq names its product protein bicaudal D homolog 1-like. Gene Ontology annotation, cellular component: cytosol; Golgi apparatus. Gene Ontology annotation, biological process: microtubule anchoring at microtubule organizing center; positive regulation of receptor-mediated endocytosis; regulation of microtubule cytoskeleton organization. The transcript has 11 exons. The coding region runs from base 523 to 4065 and encodes 1180 amino acids. Gene Ontology annotation, molecular function: dynein complex binding; dynactin binding; dynein intermediate chain binding. NCBI's taxonomy places the organism in Eukaryota, Metazoa, Chordata, Actinopteri, Moronidae. The record is from RefSeq and is a predicted model, not a curated record.